GGUUCAGUGCUAGUUGAAGGCCAAGACGCCAAGCGAAGCGGACAAAAUGACUCGUUGCCUAUUACAUCAAUAAAAAUGCAAAGGAUUGAAAAUUAGGUGUAUUCCAGAGCGCAAAAGCCAGGAAAGGUCUAUAAUCAUAAAAGCCCAUAUAUUCGGCCAGGGGAGGCGGCUGACGACUUCGCUGCUGUAUACUGCGAAAUCCUAACAAUGGAGCGUUGCAUGGUGGCAACCUCACAGGCAGGUCGAUACGGGUUCCGAAACCGGGUGACUUUUCGCUCGCCGCGGUCUAAGUGAAUCUGAGUGUGGACUGUGGACUAUGAAGCCGUUUGAGGCAGAGGUGAUACAGCUGGCAUCAGUCAAGCCGCCAAACAUUUGUGUCACUUCCGCGGUUGCGCCCGUCAUCCCCUUGCGCGACGAGCCAAGCUUGUCGGGCUGGGCCCGUUUGGGCCUGUUACAAGGAAGUGAUCCCGGGCCUGCGUGUACCGAGCAAUGUGACGGGCCUUGCGGGUUCCAAAUGGGAAAGAGUCGAGCACAGCACGGGCACAGCAUGACGCUUCGAAUUCCGCAGUUUCGACGCAUGGCGCGGGACGGAAGGACGGCAGGACGUGAUGGUGGUCUGUAGCGAGGCUAUAUAUAGCCACCUUUAAACUGCCCCCGACAGAUAUCAAAGGUCAACAGCCUCGCCCAUACUUGUCCUCAAUCGUGACCCCUGUUAUAUUAUAGAUUACGCUUGACCGCGCCUUGACCCUACGCUUACAGGCUCUACGGUCUAUCACAAGCAUAGCAGGCCGAAUACUUUCCACGUCGCGAUCAAGCACGUGUGCAUCUCUCGGAGACCCAGUCUCGCAGUCGCCCGAGUCUUCAAUUGACGGGUUGCGCGCCAGCAUGGCCGAGCCGCUGUCCAUCCUGUCGCCAGUGAAGGCGCACUUCAGCCAUGACGAGAACGACAGCAGCACCGACCACAAUAACAACAACAAGGACACCACCGACAGCAACACCGGCAAGGGCAGCCCCAUCAAGACCGGCGCCGCCCCGCCCAAGGUGAAGCUGUUCCAGCUGCCCAGCCAGGACAAGGUCGCACUGCGCGACCACUCCAACCACCAGCAGCAGGCGCCUUCCGCCACCACCGCCACCGCCUCACCCUCCCGCAACCUGUCCUCCGCCUCGCUGGCCUCCGCCGCCUCCGAGCCGCCCAGCAGCCCGCUGCCGCCCGGCUCUCGCGGCCUGCCCUCCGACUACCAGGCCUUCAUCCACACCAGCCGCUAUGCGCGCUGGGUGGAGGCCAAGAGGCGCCGCGAGACCUGGCCCGAGACCGUCAACAGGUACCUGGACUUCAUGCAGUGCCACCUGCGCACCACCUGCGCCUACGACCUGCCGCCCCAGCUGCGGGCCGAGCUGGCGGAGGCAGUCAUUGCCCUGGAGGUGAUGCCCUCCAUGCGCUCCAUGAUGACCGCGGGCGACGCGCUGUCGCGCUGCCACGUGGCCGGCUACAACUGCUCCUACCUGCCCAUCGACCACCCCUUCGCCUUCGACGAGGCGCUGUUCGUGCUGAUGAACGGCACGGGCGUGGGCUUCAGUGUGGAGGCGCACCAGGUGGAGCAGCUGCCGCCCGUGGCGGAGAAGUUUGUGAACAGCAGCACGCUGGUGGUUGUGGAGGACAGCCGCGAGGGCUGGGCGCGCGCGCUGAGGGAGGUGCUGGCGCUGCUGUGGACCGGACAGAUUCCGCGCUGGGACACCUCCCGCCUGCGUCCCAAGGGCGCCCGGCUGCGCACCUUUGGCGGCCGCGCCUCGGGGCCCGAGCCGCUGGAGGCGCUGUUCCUGUUUGCGGUGCAGCUGUUCACGCGGGCGCGCGGGCGGCGGCUGAGCUGCCUGGAGUGCCACGACCUGGUGUGCAAGGUGGCGGAGAUUGUGGUGGUGGGCGGGGUGCGCCGCUCUGCGCUCAUCUCGCUGUCGGACCUGUCGGACGCCCACAUGCGCACCGCCAAGACCGGCGCCUGGUGGGAGGAGGCGGGGCAGCGGGCGCUGGCCAACAACAGCGCCGUGUACACGGAGGAGCGGCCCGACAUGGGCGUUUUCAUGGCGGAGUGGAAGGCUCUGUACGACAGCGGCAGCGGCGAGCGCGGUCUGUUCAGCCGCGCCGCCUGCCGCAAGCAGGUGCUGCGCUCCGGCGGGCGGCGCGACCCGGGCUGGGACUUCGGCACCAACCCCUGCAGCGAGAUCAUCCUGCGCCCCUACCAGUUCUGCAACCUCACCGAGGUGGUGGUGCGCCAGGACGACGACGCCCAGUCGCUGGCGCGCAAGGUGCGGCUGGCCACCCUGCUGGGCACCUUCCAGUCCACCCUCACCGACUUCCCCUACCUGCGAGACAUCUGGCGCACCAACACGGAGGCGGAGCGGCUGCUGGGCGUGUCGCUGACUGGCAUCAUGGACAACACCCUCACCGCCGGCCGCCGCGGCCCGCCCCAGCAGCUGGCGGAGCUGCUGGAGGGCCUCCGGGGCGCCGCGGUGGCCGCCAACCAGGACAUGGCGGCGCAGCUGGGCAUCCCCGCCUCUGCCGCCGUCACGUGCGUCAAGCCCAGCGGCACCGUGUCGCAGCUGGUGGACGCGGCCAGCGGCAUCCACCCGCGCCAUGCCGAGUACUACAUCCGGCGGGUGCGCUGCACCAAGGACGACCCGCUCACGCGCUUCAUGGCCGACCACGGCGUGCCGCUGGAGGACUGCGCCAUGCGGCCCGACACCACAGCCAUAGCCAGCUUCCCAAUCAAGUCGCCCGAGGGUGCUGUGACCCGCGACGACGUGAGCGCCAUCAGCCAGCUGGAGCUGUGCCUCACCUACCAGCGCCACUGGUGCGAGCACAAGCCCUCCAUCACCGUCACGGUGCGCGAGCACGAGUGGAUGGCGGUGGGCGCCUGGGUGUACGACCACUUUGACGAGCUCAGCGGCGUGUCCUUCCUGCCGUACGACUGCGGCAGCUACAAGCAGAUGCCGUACGAGAAGGUGGACGCCGCCACCUACGCCGCCCUGCAGGCGCGCAUGCCGCCCGCGCUCAACUGGGCGGGGCUGCGCGAGCUGGAGCGGGGCCCGGGCGCGGAGGACAAGAUGGACGCGGAGCUGGCCUGCACCGCCGGCGGCUGCGAGCAGGUGGACCUGGUGUGAGGGGCGGGGCGGGGCAGGGGGGGGGCAGUCAGGAGGGAGGGCAGGGGUCCGCCGCCCCGUGCGGCCCACCCUGUGGCCACUGUGUAGCGCAGUGGAAUUCGUUAACGUACGCGUCCGCGCGCCGUGUUGGUGGUGUGUGCCGCUGAGGUCGAUGUUUGUGUGUGUGUGGAACUGCAUGCCUUUAGGGUCGGUAUGGGGGGCAUGCUGCAUGUGUGAGCCGCUGACGGCGGGCCGCAUUACUAGUAUUAUUGGCACCGCCAUCGUGGGUGAGCACAUGAUGGGAAGAGCUAGGUAUGUAGAUAACGCAGCCUAGGGUGGAGCGUGCGCCAGAGCGUACGGGUGCACACGCGGGCGCCGCUGGAUGUAUGUGCGGGAUGUUGAGGUUGUGGGAGACUGGGAACAUACACACGCACGCAAGCAUGUUGGCAAGCCUGCAAGUAUGCCCACAUAAGCUCACAUGAGCUUUGAUUAGCGCUAGGUCAUAGGGGCGUUACUGCUUUGGAACAACAUUCAUUGGGGAUUCUUGUAGUAUGAUUUGGGGGAAAGUAAGUGACCGUUAUGCGUAAAGACAUGCCAACCUUUGAUCGAGCGAAGAUGCGCGGAGGAUCUUUUUCAUCCGGCAAGUGGCUGCCGCGGCAUUGCAUCGUGGACAUUGGUGCCAGGAUCUGUUGUCUCAGGAGUUGGUCGGACGUCAGGACGUGCAUGGGUCCAUCCAGACCGCGCAUGCUACCAGUAGGGACAGAUGUAUGGAGCUGCCUGCCGACAUUCAUGGGCCUAGAUAGACAGAUCAGGACAGAUUACACAUUACCGGUACCGUAAACAGAUUGGGUGUUUACGCAGUGGCCGAAUACUUCUGUCCUGGGUUACUGUGUGCGGGUCUAUGAACCAAGCUGGUGACAUGUCUCCAUAUGUAUGCGCGCUACCCUUCACUGUAACGUCACAUUGAC
Molecule: messenger RNA, 4103 nt
Organism: Chlamydomonas reinhardtii
Lineage: Eukaryota; Viridiplantae; Chlorophyta; Chlorophyceae; Chlamydomonadales; Chlamydomonadaceae
Exons: 14
Coding region: 886-3156 (756 amino acids)
Molecular function (GO): ribonucleoside-diphosphate reductase activity, thioredoxin disulfide as acceptor
Source: RefSeq, a predicted model, not a curated record